CAAAUCACAAAGUGUGUGUUGUUGAAUAAUUUGUGAAGCAGACCUUUCUUUCCAGUCGCGAUUUCGGGGCGUUGAACACGCUUCCGAUUCUGUAGGUUCAAAUCGUUCUUUGAUGAAUUUGUCUGUACAGUUUGGAAGGACAUAUUUCAUCAAUAUCUAAUUUAGUGUGCCAGUGGCAAAGAGAAGAAAUCCGUUAAGCUAGCUGCUGCGAGCAGACAAGGAGAGGUAAUGGAAAGUAAAUUACCAGCUGCAAAAUGGCGGACUCUCUGGUUAGCGAUUCUUCUUUAUUAUGUUUCCGGAAUAAAUGAAGCCCAAUGUGACAUCCUGCCUGUGCGACCCAUCCACCACAACAACACUGCCUUACGUCAGGUACUGGAAGCUUUGACAGCCAAGUAUCCUAACAUCACACGGCUGUAUUCCAUCGGUAAAUCGUAUCAGGGCAAGAGCUUAUGGGUAAUCGAGAUCACAAAGGAUCCUGGGAAACAUUUACCUGGCAAACCUGAGUUGAAGUACGUAGCAAAUAUGCAUGGAAACGAGGUUGUGGGACGCGAGUUGCUUUUGCUGUUAGCUGACCAUUUGUGUUCAAACUACGGGCGCGACCAGAGGAUAACAAAACUUGUUGAUACAACUCGAAUCCAUCUGUUACCAUCAAUGAACCCUGAUGGAUGGGAGAGUUCUCAUGUGGGCUGCACGGGUAUUAAAGGCAGAUUCAACGCUAACGGGGUGGAUUUGAAUAGAAAUUUCCCUGACCCUUAUGACGGACAAACGAAUGAACUGCAGCCCGAGACACAAGCUAUUAUGAACUGGAUACAUAGGGAACCAUUUGUCCUGUCAGCCAAUCUACACGGUGGAACGUUGGUUGUCAACUAUCCCUUUGACAACCUCCCUAGUGAGCUAAAGAGAUCCACCACUAGAGUAUACUACAGCUCCCCGGAUGAUGACAUUUUUGUCAAUAUCGCCAAACUUUAUUCUAAGACACAUCCCACAAUGCACAACGGUAAUCCACGAUGUCCGAUCCAAAGAGAAGAGAAGUUUCCUGACGGGAUCACAAACGGCGCGGCCUGGUAUCCAAUUUCGGGAGGAAUGCAGGAUUACAAUUAUUAUAAAACAAACUGUUUCGAGAUCACCUUGGAGCUUGGUUGUUGUAAAUACCCCCCUGCUCGUUACCUCUCCCCUUACUGGCGCGCAAACCGUGAGGCCUUGCUCAAGUAUAUCGAAUUGGUGCAUAACACAGGAAUAAGGGGCUUUGUUUUUGACGAAAAGGGCCGUCCGAUUGAAGGUGCGAAAAUCAUCAUUGAGAACCGUGCUAAAAAGGUCAAGACCUACAAGGAUGGCGAUUAUUGGCGUUUAUUGGUGCCAGGAAAUUACAUCAUCCGUGUGGCUAAACGAAAAUAUAAAAAUUCAAAAAAGACAAUCACGGUUGAUCCAGAUGCCAUCGCAUAUGCUAAUUUUACUCUCGUAAGGAAGAGGUCAAAGAAUUUUAGCAGACGUCGACUGGCCGCAAAGAUGAAUCCCGUGGCUCAGCCAUUGAAGUCGACCAAUAACGUGUCGUUCCACAAAGUUGUCACUCACAGGGAUAAAUUGCGGCUAUCAGCAAAGUCUCCAGGAAAGUCUGCUUCUACUGUAUUAGGUCCUUUUAUCAUAACUAGUCUCGUUUGCUUUGUUUUAGUUGCUCUAUUGAAAUAGUCCACCUUUUUCUUAUCGCAACAUUUCUGCAUUACAUUUAAUCAUUUUAUUAAAGGCCGUUUACUUUCACCACAUUUUUUUCAUUUUUCAGAAUACAAUUUUAAAAUUUUCAAGUUAGUGUCGAAACCAAAGCGGGAAUCUAUUGUUUUGCUGCUCUGCGCCUCUUGACUGCGUCACAAAUCUCUUGCCAUUAUCUAGUGAAUUCAGAAGAAGAUAUCCAGCCAAUUCUGUUUUACACAGCAGUCAAACCAAGUUGUCCCUCAGGAGUUACAAACAAAAAAAGUCAGUAAGUCACUUAAAUAAGCUGUUCUGAAAGUCUCGAGUUUUCCUUUUCCCUACUUUUGUUUCCUUUUGCAGAUUUAUAAUAACUUUCAAUUUUAUUACUUACUUUACGAGAUAGCGGUUGCUUGUUAUGUUUUCCUUUGAAAUUUUGCGCGGGAAAUUGGUGCGCGGUCGGCCAGAAUCGAUCCCCUAGAGCAUGGCCCAUGUUUGACCGCUGUGUUAUCCACGUCAAUUGCGUUUUCCCGCCUUUUGAGGUCGAACGCAAGUGUUUUAUUUCGAGUUUUCAUUGGCUCUUGUAAUGCUGAACUUUGUACUAAUUAGCCAUUGUGAUUAUUUUGGUUUUGGCUACGACACUUAAUCGAAAAUUGCUCUUACAUUUCCAAACUUUUUUUUUUUUACUUUGCAUAAUGGUCGUUCAUUCUUAGGACUCUUAAGAGUAUAUCCGUAACAGUAAUUGUGGGUUAUCACGUCCUCUAUUUGUUUUUAUUUGUAAAACUCGGCUGCAUUUUUCAUGUGAGAAUGACAAUUGUUAAACUGAAGCUAGGAGCAAAUGUAAUUUCCAGGCAAGUGACAAGAGCAGGCACAAAUUGAGUUGCCUCGUUUUUAAUCAGGAUCAGAUAGCCUGAUUGGCGAGGAUUAGUACGAUUUAAGAAUAUUCACAAAGAAGAAUUUGAAAGAUUUCAUUGUCGCACGCAACACAUGGCUUCUUUUGAGCAAGCUUUAAUUUCUAUAUUUCUUUUUACCUCCAUACGUUUUGUUCACGGAUUUUGGGUUUGCUGUUUAUUUUAUGCUUACAUUGGACUGAAUAAUGUAACGAAACAUUUAUAAUCAAUCAAUAAAUUCGAUAGCUUUAAUCAUGAAGAGGCAUUAUUUAUCAACCCGGCUGGAUUAAUAAAAAUAAUGUUUUAGUUA
This is a messenger RNA of Stylophora pistillata, 2880 nucleotides long. RefSeq names its product carboxypeptidase D. Lineage: Eukaryota; Metazoa; Cnidaria; Anthozoa; Scleractinia; Pocilloporidae. Gene Ontology annotation, biological process: protein processing; peptide metabolic process. Gene Ontology annotation, molecular function: zinc ion binding; metallocarboxypeptidase activity. The record is from RefSeq and is a predicted model, not a curated record.